CCUGAUAAACAGGGUGUCGAAACAUCGACUGUCGAUUUUUGGAUCAAAACUUGACAGAAGGGGAAAAGGCAAGACAUUGUGGAAGCUCCUGAGCUGGUACAAUGAGGGGAUCAUUUGUCUUAGGUUUGUUAAUAUGCAUCGUUAAUGCGGAAGAUAUUAUACUUGGGCCCCGUGGCCCACGACCUAACAAUCAGGCAACUUCAAGAUCUUCAUGUUCAGAAGAGAAGAAAUGGCCAAUCUGUACUGAUGAUGACUUGGGGUCCAAGUGUCCUUCUGGGUGCAGAAUGCAAGGAUUAAUAGACGUUCAAAAUCAACAAAAUGAUGACCGGGUUCGAGAUAUCCGUGAGAAUUUGGAAAGUUAUUCCAAAACGUUUCAGAAUACUCACAUCACUGUGAAUAACGCUGUCAACAGAAUGAGACAUACUCUGGAAGGAGAGGAAAGAUUUGGUGACACCUACUAUCGGCAAGUAGAUCAUCUGAAUUCCAGACUUGUCAUUUUACAGAACAGGAUCAAUCAACAAAUUUAUAGAAUAAACCAACUACGAAACAGCAUUUUGAAACAGUUCACUGACAUUACAAGACUGGAGGUUGACAUUGAUAUCAAGAUACGAGCUUGCAAAGGAUCUUGUAAAAAAUCGUUCGUUUACCGCAUUGAUGAAGAAAAUAAUGCACGACUGGAGAAACAUUUUCGAUCUCUGUCCUCACUCAAAAUUGAUCUGAUUCAAUACAGAAAACCAUCACACACAUUCAAAUUGAAAACUGUAACUGAAACCUCGAACCUGUUUAAAAGUGGGCUUACAGACGGAGGAACAUAUCCUCAUUUCUGGGAACACGUAAAUACACAGGAAUUUACCCUGGAACCACUUACUAAAGAUACUGAAAGUGUUAAUUGUGAUCAAACCUUUUGUCCAACUCCACAAUCAAAUGUAAAAAUAGCGACUGAUGCACAUGGUGGAAGUGGCAUAUAUUCGGAGGGUGGUAUACAUUCUAGUGGAGAUGAGCACUCAGCAGUCACAAAAACUGAUUCAGGCCACGGUUCACACAGUACAACAUACACUUCACAUGGGUCUGUAAUUACUAAAACAGUCAUUUCAAAAGAUGGCGAAGUUGUCAAAACAGUUACAACGAGUGUGUCUGAUACUGACCCUUCCUCACUUUGGGAACAAAUAAAAGGUCAGGUUAAGGGAGUUGAUCUUGACUUAACUAAUGUUGAGAGUCAUCGGACUUCAGGCACAAAAAUCACUACAUCUAAGUCCGGUGGUCAAACAGUUCAUACAAAGUCAAUCACAUUCGGUGACGACUUAGAUGACAUUUCAAACCUCGGGGAAUACACUGAUUUUAGCAAUUUAGAGGAGAGCGGGCCAAGUGCCGCAAUGGAGGGCAUUAGUGGGUCAACAAAAACAGUUACAGUUUCUCACGCAACUAAAACACAAAGCUGGUCCAGUGGCGGUAAUGCCAAGGGAUUCGUAGAUCUCCAGGCUGCAGAUGAGCCCAGUGUUCCUGCUGGUGAAACUAUAGCCGAUGAGCAACCAAUCGCUUCGAAAUGAACGAUGAUGACAUGAAGUCAGCAUUAUAAAAGCAAACCAAGAGAAUGGAAAACUUCACAAAACGCUUUCGGCCUUUAUCAACUACUUGCUGGUUACUGGUUCAAGAAGAAAGCCUUUCCUCACUCAUUUCAAUAAAGAUAUGCUACAAUGGA
Messenger RNA from Leucoraja erinaceus (little skate), 1699 nucleotides. Its product is annotated as fibrinogen alpha chain-like. Lineage: Eukaryota; Metazoa; Chordata; Chondrichthyes; Rajiformes; Rajidae. The coding region runs from base 102 to 1547 and encodes 481 amino acids. Gene Ontology annotation, cellular component: fibrinogen complex. The transcript has 6 exons. Gene Ontology annotation, biological process: protein polymerization; platelet activation; blood coagulation. The record is from RefSeq and is a predicted model, not a curated record. Gene Ontology annotation, molecular function: signaling receptor binding.